CGUCUCAGCUACCAAGAUCUCACAGGAUCGUCCACGAAUUUGUCGACACAGGAGACCUCGCGGCAGCCAAGGGGACAUGCUAUUUUUCCAAGUGCUUCGAGAAAUGUGGUCGGCGAUCGGAGUGUUCGGGAUAUUUAUGAUAUUCGUCUCGGUUAAGGCUUUCGGUGAAUUCGACAACAAUCUUUGCAAAGACCCCGAGAAGCAAAUCGGUUACUGCAAGCCACUCAGUGAUUGCGAGCCUCUAGUCGAGGUCAUUAAGAAAUCCAACGCCAGCAGGAGCGUUCGAGAACGCAUAUACCAAUCUGUAUGCGAUCUUAGAUCUCCUAGCCUACGAUUUUGUUGUCCCAAUAGUGGGAUAGUCAACGUUCCGAUUAAUCCCCCCAUCAAUGAGGCCUGCGAAGAAAUCCGCGGACAAUCCGGUCGCUACGUUUUCGUCAAAGAUUGCGAACCUCUGACAGACCUCCUUCGACGAGAAGGGAACAGCGAGAAAGCUGAGAAUUACAGAAACGACGCCCUGAAAGGUUCUGACCCUGACGACCCGGUAAUUUGUUGCCCCAAUACCGGCUACAUCAACGUUGAUUACGGUGACGAGGAUAAAUGCACAGAUGCCUUGGGAGUUUCCGGUUUCUGCACCCCCAUCAAAGCUUGCAAGCCUUACACAGAUUUUAUUCUACGAAUGAACGCUACCAAGGAAGUUAGUGAAUAUUCGAUUGGGUCUGUGUGCAUUUUUGAUCCUCCGGAGGAUACGACAAUUUGUUGCCCCAGCACCGGAAGUAUCGUCAUUGAGAAUAACGACCGCAAAGAGAAUGAUUCCGAGACACCUUCGCUGAUUUUUUCAGGCUAUUAAUAGAGAAGUGAGGACUUACGCGAGCUAUUUUUUAGGCACCAUUUUGCAGUGAUCGAAAAUACCAUGGAAGGAAAUUUUGAUAACGAAGAUUUUUGUGGACUGAAUUGAUUCGUUUGAAUAAGCAAAAAAU
Messenger RNA from Venturia canescens, 977 nucleotides. RefSeq lists its product as uncharacterized. The record is from RefSeq and is a predicted model, not a curated record. The transcript is spliced from 6 exons. Lineage: Eukaryota; Metazoa; Arthropoda; Insecta; Hymenoptera; Ichneumonidae. Bases 77 to 847 code for a protein of 256 amino acids.